Aspergillus clavatus NRRL 1 is the source of this 1434-nucleotide messenger RNA. RefSeq names its product Golgi transport complex subunit COG5. Gene Ontology annotation, biological process: intra-Golgi vesicle-mediated transport. Lineage: Eukaryota; Fungi; Ascomycota; Eurotiomycetes; Eurotiales; Aspergillaceae. The transcript has a single exon. The record is from RefSeq and is a predicted model, not a curated record. Gene Ontology annotation, cellular component: COG complex. The coding region runs from base 1 to 1434 and encodes 477 amino acids.
AUGGCAGAGGAUGAGCCCUCAUACAUAGACUAUGAAGCCUUUUUAGAUCCGGACUUCUCGCCUGCGUCUUUCGCCAACUCUUUGGUGCUGGCAACAAACAAUGCCACGGAUACACCACUGGAUCUAUCCACCCCUUUAUCAAGGGUGCUGUUUGAUCUCCAGGAAAUUGAUACUCACAUCCACAAUGUGACGACCAAGUCGGCUCUGCCUUUGCUCACGCACACCCGGGAUCAAACCGCUGCUGCAGAGCGGAUUCUCAAGGAGACCGAGCAGCAGAUCUCUUCUGUAACGAAAGGUUAUGAGCGAUUGGAGCAAGAGGUUCUGCGAAAAUGGGAGAAUGCAGACGAGGCCAGAGUGGCAGCAGAAAAUUCUCUGGCGACGGUGCGAUUGGCAAGAGCCGUCGCACGUUGUCUUGCUCUAGGCCGACAACUGGAGGGCCAACUUGCCGAGGUGACCGGUCGCAACGGUACUGCGACGGCUGCCACACAGGGAUUGGAUAAUGCAGGCUCUCCUAUCCCUGGUAGAGAGGAUUAUCGAGCAUUGGAGAGGGCGGCAUCUACCAUUGUGAAUCUGCGUCGGAUGUUCUCCGCCACAGCGGCGGGGGAAGAGGGUUAUGGGCUAGAUCGUGUCAGAGUCAUUCGGACUUUGAGGGGUGAGUUGGUUAUCCCGGCGGAGAACAUGAUCAAGGCGCGCGCGCAGCAGACCAUCAAUCGCUUCUCCAUGUCAUCCAUCGCGGCAGGCUCCCAUUCUCAGGCGGGUUAUCGCCAGGCCCGAGACGCGCGAGCCCGGUUGGUAUCCGCUGUCAUCACUUUGUACAUUCUAUCACCAGUACCCAAGUCCCUGAGCUCUCCAGCUGAGUUCAAUCCCGAGCUCUUGCUUUCCACCUUGCAAGGAUAUAUGCACACGGCCAUCGUCACAUCUCUCAACAGCCUUUCUCGGUCACUCUCAAUGCUUCCGAGUCUGGAGCGGACGUUGAAUGAGCUCUCGGGAAGAUGCCAAGAUAUCUUCGCUCUGGAGGCCAUCCUCAGCAAUCUCCGCCCACCAGCGCACCCAUUGCUUCCCGUCUUAGGACCUAGCACCAACAACGGUAGCAUGCAGGACCGAGCAUCCGAAAUCACCUCGAAGAAUAACCUUCUGCAGCCCUUACUUAACGCCCUUGACACUUCUUCCCUCCCGUCUUAUUUUUGGCGAUCGUUAGCUUCAUCCCUGGCGCCUCGGGUACAGGAGAUCCUCAAUCGGGGCGGUGUCUCAGCACGAACGUUACGUUCAAACCGAGACCGGCUAAAGAGAGAUAUUAGAGAGUGUGUUCUGCGAGGCUCCCAUCUCCCUGCGGCGACCUCGGUGACGGAGAAGCGGACCGGAGCCGAGGCUGGGAACUGGGAGAGAGAAGCAGCAGUGAUGGUUGGUUCUGUCAUGAACGCACUGGACAGAUAG